GGCACGGAACGCUCCUCUUCGCGGACGGGGUCUUCGAGGGCCAGUGGGCGAGCGGCAACGCCCACGGGGAGGGCGCCGUGCACUUCAAGAACGGGGACACCUUCAGAGCAACCUACGUCAAGAACAAGAAGUGUGGGCACGGCGUGUACCACUGGGCGGACGGCGCCGAAGAGGCGGGCGAGUACGAGGAGGGCACCAAGCACGGCUGGCACCACUGGAGGCAGGGCGAUGAGCAGUGGGACCUGCUGUACAGCAGGGGCGCCGUGGUGGCGGCCAAGAGGCGGGAAGGCGAAGCUCCGGAUCCACCCGGCCGACCUGGCGGGGGCGGCGAGGGCAUCGACCCUCAGGACCGGCCACGCGACCGGCGCCGAGGGCCCCGCGCAGAGGCCUCGGCCCGCCCCCUCGAGCGCCACCGCCGGGAGCCGGCGCGGUGGCACCGCUGCGGUCGGGGCAGGCUCCGCGAGCGCGUCGCCGCGGACCAGCGGCAGCGCCGCACGGGAGACCUCCCCGAGGAAAAAGUGCGGACGCUCACGGCCAGCGGGUUGCAGAACGCAGCCCUCGCCGAUGGCUGUUUGCGAGCCGUGCACCACGUGUCCAGGCCAGAGGCCGCUUCCCGAGGCAAGCCGGUGCCACCGCCAGUGGUGCUGGUGGCACAGCGCCUGGCGAUGCACUGGACCGGCACCAGCGACAGGGAGUGCCGGGCUGCCGAGCAUCGCCCGCAGCGCCGCUCUCGCUCACCCGAGCCGAAGAGCAGGGCGUCCAGGCGAGAGCCGGUGGGCAAGCUGCCUCGCCCCGUGGGGCCGCCGCCCGGGCACGGCACACCAGAGCCUGGCUUCCAGGCUCUAGCCGUGCACCCGUGCUUGCUUGCCACAGAGGAGCCCGAGCGCCCGGCGGCAGCCCAGCACGCGAAGGGCGGCAAGGACGUCUGGGGCGGCGGGGGCAAGCCGAAGAGGACGGCGGAGGCGGAGGCCUCCGCGGGCGAGUCUGCGGCUUCGCAGAAGCCCAAGGAAACGCACCGCGGCGGCCUCAAGUCCAAGAAGGCGCGGGGCCUGGACAAGACCGCCGACGCUGCCGACGCCAGUGAUAAGAGCGGCCACAAAUCCGACGCCGCCAACGAGGAGGACAUCGCGCCCACCCAGGACGCCGCGGAGGAUCCCACCGCGGAAGAACCCGCCACGGAGGAGCCCUCCGCUCACAUCACCCCCGCCGGCUCCGCCACCCGCUCAAGCCGCCCAGGCCACGUCAUGACGAAGCAUGGCAUGCCCACGCUCAUCUACGGCGACGACGGAGGGGAAGACAUGGACUGA
Prorocentrum cordatum is the source of this 1307-nucleotide messenger RNA. The record is from the annotation of a GenBank genome assembly. Lineage: Eukaryota; Dinophyceae; Prorocentrales; Prorocentraceae.